Molecule: messenger RNA, 516 nt
Organism: Wallemia ichthyophaga EXF-994
Lineage: Eukaryota; Fungi; Basidiomycota; Wallemiomycetes; Wallemiales; Wallemiaceae
Product: Mediator of RNA polymerase II transcription subunit 10
Exons: 2
Coding region: 1-516 (171 amino acids)
Biological process (GO): regulation of transcription by RNA polymerase II
Cellular component (GO): mediator complex
Molecular function (GO): transcription coregulator activity
Source: RefSeq, a predicted model, not a curated record
AUGACGAAAUACACAGACACAGACGCAGACAAUUCCCAGGGAAGACAGCAGGAAGAAAAAGUCCUCGAUGGUUUAGAGAGGAGGCUGACGGGAUUGAGCCAGUCGCUGCUGGAAUUGGGCGUCGCAGCUAGCCAGGUGAACGGCGCUGAGAACGACACAGACACGCACACGCACGCGCACGCUGGCGCAGACGCAGACGCAAACACAGACACUUCCACGCCCUCACCCACCAGCACCGUCGUUAGCGAGAAAGUGCAGCAGAGCAUGCACCAUCUAGCCCACAUCGACACGCUCAGGCGGCACACAACCACGCGCGUGCCGCUCGAAGCCAUCGACCACGUCGAUCAGGGCAAGAAUCCUAACCUGUACACCAAGGAGUACAUCGAGCAGGUGGCUGGUGAGAAUAUGUUCAUGAAUGGCAAGCUGAGUACGAUCAAGACUUACCACGAUAUGCUCGCCGUCGCUUUAUCUGAAAAUUUCACAGAACUGAGCCAGGUGGUUGAGUCAGGUAAUUGA